GGAAGAAGCCAAAGAUAGUUUAUAAAGAUGGAGUUCUGCACCGCUUUAUGUUGGAGCAUUGUCCAGCUAUCUUGGAGACGUAUUGGCCGACACCUUGGCUGUUCGAAUCAAGAAUGCAGAGUAUUUUUCGCUCACUAUUUAAAAGGCGCAUAAUGUUUGAUUAUAGGAGUGAAUUAUUGUGCAUGCCUGAUGGUGGUGAAGUUUGUCUGGAUUGGAUGGAUAAUGACGAGAAUUCUAAUGUUGAAAGAGCCAAAAGACCAACUAUCUUGAUGCUUCCUGGUUUGACUGGCUCGAGUGUUGAGACGUAUCUUGUUCAUUUUGUGAAGCAUGCAACAAAAGCUGGUUUUCGCUGCGUUGUUUUCAACAACCGAGGAAAAGGAGGUGGAAGGCUAUUGACCGCUAGAACCUACAAUGCAGCGAAUACAGAAGAUCUCAGUGUUGUGGUGGAGCAUGUGAGGAAACUAAUUCCAGAUGCCCCGCUGAUGGCUACUGGCCACUCAUUGGGAGGAAUAAUUUUAACCAAUUACUUGGCCAAGACUGGAGUGGACUGCGGACUUAUAGGUGGCAUGGUGGUUUCUGUUUCUUGGAAUGUAUUUGAGUCGUCAAAGAAUCUUGAGAAACCUCUCAACAGCUUCGUCUUCAAUCGCUUCCUGACAUAUAAUCUGAUUAAAAUGGUCAAAGAGUAUGCCCAUUUGUUCCAACACAAGUUAGACGUGGAACAUGUCUGCCAGGCAAAGACGGUAAGAGAGUUUGACGAAAGGUUUACAUCCAAAGUGUUUGGCUAUGCUACGAAUGAUGACUACUACAAGGAUGCCUGCUUGCAUGACAAAAUCGAUUCCAUAAAGGUGCCGUUGCUUUGUCUGACGGCAGGGGACGACUGCUUCUCACCCUACGACG
This is a messenger RNA of Priapulus caudatus, 897 nucleotides long. Its product is annotated as phospholipase ABHD3-like. Lineage: Eukaryota; Metazoa; Priapulida; Priapulimorpha; Priapulimorphida; Priapulidae. Gene Ontology annotation, biological process: medium-chain fatty acid biosynthetic process; medium-chain fatty acid catabolic process. Gene Ontology annotation, molecular function: monoacylglycerol lipase activity; acetylesterase activity. The record is from RefSeq and is a predicted model, not a curated record.